Molecule: messenger RNA, 1095 nt
Organism: Aspergillus eucalypticola CBS 122712
Lineage: Eukaryota; Fungi; Ascomycota; Eurotiomycetes; Eurotiales; Aspergillaceae
Exons: 4
Coding region: 1-795 (264 amino acids)
Source: RefSeq, a predicted model, not a curated record
AUGUCCUGGAACACCUUUGCACCCUGGCAAACGCAGGACCAGACUGAGGACGAAAAGCCAACGUCCGGCCAAUCGCGCGACCAUGAAAACGCACCCUGCCGGUCAACGCAACAUUCGCCGUCUUCGUACGUUACUGAGUCCAAAAAAAUAGUCCUGUGUAUUUAUUUCUAUGGCCGACUAUUUUACAAUACUGCAUCUGCAGUUCUGCCAUCUUUCAACUUUUUCAGAAGAAAAACGGAGCAACAGCGGGACGAGCCAUGCCAGCUGCAACAUGAUGAGCAGAUAGUGGAGCGGUAUAGUUCCGAUCAAAAUGACCACACACCAGUUCAUAACGACGAUCUCUCCAAGGGACGCGCAGAACUAACAGAGUCACUGGACUCUGCUUUAUCACAUGAUUCGCAGGUAAUAAAGGAGGUGGAUCAGUGCGACUUUGUCUACGAUAUCAUGGCCGGUCCGCCUGGAAAGAACCAGCUGCGUCGAUGUAUGGUGCUCAGCUUCCACGCAGAUACCAACAUAAUAUCGAAAGAGGCACAUCAGAGACUUGGAACGAGCAUCGAGCCUUGUCCAAGGGCAUCUGUCCAAGUUUUGGGACUUGGAGAUCGCAAACCAGUUGGAAUUGCAGAAGUCCAGUGGUCUUUUUGUGGGCGCAGCAAGCCUUACCGGACAGCGUUCUACGUUGUAGAAGAUGUCGAAUAUGAUCUUCUCAUCGGAAGGCCUUCUAUGCGGCAGCAGGAGUUGUAUCGAGUGGACCCCGCUAUUGCGAAGAAGCUUCGUGAAUCGUAUCAAUAUUCGUAGGCUCAGCUAGUGGAGGAUGGGGGGACGGACUUGGAGCUUGUUUGCACUCGCUUUCGUUCCAUGCGUCAGGUCUAGAAAUGGCCCUUUAUACGCUGGGAUAGGUCCCCACGAACAUACUAUUGGUACCUUCAGUGCAAGUGUGUCUUACAGGUAGCUGCACUUUGAUUGGGUCAUGUCUGAAAUUCAGGAAAAUUUUCGGCUGGGAAUCGGUGUAAAUAUACAUUUCUAGUCUGGUUUAAUCAGAAAAUGGAGGCUCCCCACUGUACGCCACAAUACUCAAAAUAUAAGGCUGGAACCCUG